CGGAUCAAAGAAUUGGUCAUACAAAGAACGUGGUAUUACUAUGUAUUGAAAAACAGAAAGCAUGGACCCGAUAUCACCCCUGCAAAAAAUAUCAAUCCAACAAUACAUCCGGCCACUCACAAUUCCAAACACAAGUAGCCAUAUCCACCAUAAACGAACCAUCAAAGUUUAUUUUAGUCCUCGACCUCACAGCCCUAGGUUCCAGAAACAAAUCCCUGAACCUCAAACUCAGCCUUUGAUCCCCUCGAACAUCAACCCCGUCUUCCCCUCUGAAAACCUCCAUAUGUUUCACAUAAUCACCCGACGUCCACUGCUCCAUCCAAAUCCUACGUCUCCCCAGACAGAUCAAAAGCACCUUACCCACAUCAGUCCUUGAUUCUUUCAACCACCACCGCGCCUCAUUCCUAAGAUACUUUCUCUCAGCCAGAUACCCAGUCAAUACCACCACGCUAGGCCACUGACUUCUUCGCCCCGGGGGAUAAAAGCAGGCAUCGGCCAAGGCGUCGGGUAUGCUUUCGGGGACGUCGGUGACGAGGAUAUAGGGCUUGAAGGGAUCGGGGACGAGACGGAGCAGAUUGCUGAGAUGGCUGAGGUUGUUGAAGUUGUG
Molecule: messenger RNA, 607 nt
Organism: Aspergillus sclerotioniger CBS 115572
Lineage: Eukaryota; Fungi; Ascomycota; Eurotiomycetes; Eurotiales; Aspergillaceae
Exons: 2
Coding region: 62-376 (104 amino acids)
Source: RefSeq, a predicted model, not a curated record